Molecule: messenger RNA, 579 nt
Organism: Hydatigera taeniaeformis
Lineage: Eukaryota; Metazoa; Platyhelminthes; Cestoda; Cyclophyllidea; Taeniidae
Source: the annotation of a GenBank genome assembly
AUGAAUGUUAGCAAGAAUUUGAAUCCCCAAGUGUUCGCUGAUCCAGCUCUUCAACCGGAUACCAACUAUACCUUGUUCGCUUUCGUUGCCUCGAGUCUUUACGACGUUAAAGACGAAGUUGAGGAAGGCGACUUCGUAGUGUCACCAAAAGGGACAAAAGUGGUCAGGACAAUGCCGUUAAGCACUACUUGGUCUUCCGGCACUGCUGUUGGAGCUGUGGGUACUGGUAUUGCUGUUUUCUUCUCCCUCAUCUGUAUUUUACUCCUGGCUCUCUUUGUCUGGUGGCGGUAUUUGGGGCACCAGUCGGUACUUUGGCAAAAGUCGAAACAGUACUCACUUAACAUGCGUCCAGGACGUCUCAGUGAAACCAUCACUCCGUCCUCCGUGGAGGACUGCAUGUCAGCAAUGCCAAAUUCCUACAGGUCUUGGAGUUUUCCUUUGAAUCUGCGUGAUCCUCGCUUCCUUGUUAUUGAUCCGGAGCGUGGCCCAGACAACACUCUAUUGGGAACCAAGGAUCUUCGAGAAAUUGCUGAAACGUUUUAUCGAGAAUACAAGAGGUUAGUAAAUGAGUUUAGAUAG